Ambispora leptoticha is the source of this 2385-nucleotide messenger RNA. NCBI's taxonomy places the organism in Eukaryota, Fungi, Glomeromycota, Glomeromycetes, Archaeosporales, Ambisporaceae. The record is from the annotation of a GenBank genome assembly.
AUGGAAAUCUUUGACCAACGUACUGUCAUUUUACUCGAUUGUCACCCUGAUACGCGUACUGUAGUCUUGAGUGGGCCUGAAGAUAGUGAUAAAGCCAAUUGUUCGAUAUGGAGCUGUUUCGUGGAAGCUACGCUAGAAUAUUGUCGAAUUAUAUUUGAUCUAUCUGAGGUCAGCGCAAGUCAAACAUUGGUAUCUGUACAUGUCGCUGGCUUACCAGAAGGACGAAACGUGCUUAACAAAUGGGAUGAACAGAAUUUGAACCAGAUAGCAAAUAGUUUUUCAUACAUAUCACCACAAUCGGUUGCAGUGUCUCCGUUGCGGAUGCCAAUAGCCUUAGAAAAUGCGUUGAUAUCUUUAGAAAAAUCUAGUUCGAAAAAUCUCAAAACUGUUCGAUUUGUGCUCGUAAUAAUGGGGAAAGGGGGUAACGAAACAGGGUUCAAUUAUCAUGAAACUCGCGAGCAAAAGAUUCCAAAGGAUCUUCGACAGAUGAUCCUAACUACAAUCGAAAAAUUAGAACGGGAACAAUUAAAGUCAUUUAACAGUAUCAUCGAGCACUGUCAUUUUGAUAUUCUGCGAGCAAUCCCUCCAUAUGGCAAUAUGAUUGACGAUAUUCCCAGAACAAUGUUAACCAAUAAAAUCUCAAUAUCCGUAUAUAACAUAUCAACAAUGCGAGACUCGUUAACUCGUGGCAUGAUCCAUCUAGCUCAAAUUCAUCGAAGACUAAAUUGCUUAUAUUUAUAUGGGAUUCCAAUGAAAAAAACUUCACAAAACAUGAAAUUGACAUGCGAGGUCGAAAUACUGUAUCCCGCUGGCCAUCAUAUAAUAUUUAGUGAUAAUAGACCCGAAGGGUUAAAAAAGAAACGUAUUUUUGAACGAGGAUAUUUGAUUGAACGCCAAACUAACGUUAAAUGGUGUAAGAGAAAGGGAUAUGAAUUAGAUUCACUAGUCACGAGAUGCAUGCAUCCUAUCACCACCCUUGAUUCCAGCCAUUCACCAUCCUCUGUAUUAAUUCAAAGCCUGCUAAGUGGAUCGAUAAAACUAUUUACGACGUAUUCAACUCAAUCCGGCUACGAUCCUACGGUUGCUGAAGAAUAUUUGUUUCCUUUAACGCACAUGUUAUCGUGUCUUGAUGGAACGUUAUACCUUCAUUGUCUGUCACAUUCCGACGAGGGAAAUACUUUAAAAAACGACCUGUUAAAUAAAACACUUCCGCGAGAACUUCAAUCGAUCGUUGUGACUCAAAAAGAUUAUCCAGAGUCGGUACUUAAGGAAUUUGAUCAAGUAUUUAUCCAUCCCAAUAUUUUGAAUUUCGGGUAUAAUGAGUCUCUUCUAGCUCAAAAUACCGGUACUUUUCCUGCGUCCGGUACCGGUAAUAAUCAAUUCGAGAAGAUCGAAAUGGUAUCGACAUUAUCAUUACCCUCAUCGCUAAAAAACGUGCAAAGUUCAUACGCGUGGAAUUGGGAAUCAAGAUGGUGGAAAAGUUUAUUAACGAAAAGCGGAGAUAAUGGAAUGUCUGCUGUGAAAGAGGAAACCGAUAUUUUGAGAAAUUUGAAAGGCCUGAAAAAUUUGAUUUGUACACCUGAUCCAGUUGAUAAUUUUGCCGAGAUCCUGAAUAAAAUUUUGGAAAAUCUUUUUGCGACAACGAAGAAAGGAGUAGGAGUAGGCGAAUUUCAAAACCAAAAACUGGCUAACACUCUAUUGAUGCAAGUACGGACUAUCGCUAAUACAUUCAAAUCUGCUUCGACCAAGCAUCAAGAGGUUUGUUAUUCUCUAAUGAUUAGUGUAUUUUUAGUUGCUAUUGAAUCAACUGGAGCAUCUAAUUUAGAAUCCGAAGUUUCGCUAAGCUGGCAACAAGUUGAUCAGUACAAAAAUAUGACUGUACGAGAACACCAAGAUUUCAUGGACGUUUCUUCGUCAUCAUCCUCAAGUCAAAGUUACGCAAGUGCAAGUCAACAACAACAAUCGUCCACUGCUACUACUAGUAAUAGUAGUGGACGAUUCAAUAAAUCCGGCUAUCACCCCGAUUACUUUUUCCACAAGCCGCGAGGAGGGAAUGCUCAAGCAACUAGUGGCGGUGGUGUAGGUAAUCGACGCGGUUAUCAAGGAAAAACCGGUGGGAUUUAUACGCCCAACGAAGAACUACAACAAUCAUCAUCUUCAACCUCCCGAAUCAUUCCCACACCGUAUCUUGCUUACGAUCAAGUAACGCAAAGAGAUGUUGUGUUAGAACGGGAAAAAUAUAAAAAUCGGUUGGGCGAUGAAAAUUGCUUGUUUCAUCAGUAUUGGACAUAUAAAAAAUAUAAAGAUGAUCAUGAUGAUGGUAACGAUCAAGAAGCUUCUAGACGUCGGCUUUUCGCUGCUCGGAUACCAGAAAAUUCUUUGUGA